Spodoptera frugiperda (fall armyworm) is the source of this 1509-nucleotide messenger RNA. RefSeq names its product lactosylceramide 4-alpha-galactosyltransferase-like. Gene Ontology annotation, molecular function: hexosyltransferase activity. Gene Ontology annotation, biological process: glycosphingolipid biosynthetic process. The record is from RefSeq and is a predicted model, not a curated record. The transcript has 3 exons. The coding region runs from base 229 to 1275 and encodes 348 amino acids. Lineage: Eukaryota; Metazoa; Arthropoda; Insecta; Lepidoptera; Noctuidae.
CAGAAUCUAAGGGUAAUUGUCCAUGACGCGUCAUUUAGGUUUUUGUUGUAGUCAAUUUGUUUGUUUAUAAAUCAUGUUUCAUAUCCUAUCCUGUAUGAAACAAAAGCUGAAAUUCUUUUCAGUCGCGUCAGAUAUUAGUAAAACAUUGAUUAAACAACCGCAAACACAUAAAGUAAGAAAGUGCCAAAAUAAAUACAUAAUAUACAAAGUCAUCAAUAUAAUGGUAUAAUGUACGCACAAGUUUCGCUAUUCAAAACUAGACCUCGUCUCAGUGCCGCGAUAAUAUUAGUGCUAGUCUAUAGAAGUGUUCGUGUAGUAAUUGAAUGGACCACUCCUUGUCAUUACUCGAACUGGGGAGACGCGCUACCAUCGGCUGAAGAUCCGACAUUCAUUCCUAAAGGCAAAUCAAUCUUCUUUCAUGAGACAUCGUGUCGUGGCAAUCUUACUGUUCGUCAGGCCUGUUCCGUGGAGGCAGCCGCUAGAGCACACCCACAAUGGCAGAUCUAUGUACUCUUCAGCUCACCCGUCACCAACCACGCACUCAGAACCACCUGCCUCAAACGUCUCCAAGAGUUCCCCAAUAUACAAUUCCUACGGUUACACGUAGCUGAGUACUCAAAAGGAAGUGUUGUGCAAUCUGUAUUACUUAAUGAUGUAAAACACAGUAAAUAUCCAGUACACCAUACUGCCGAUAUACUCAGGAUUUUGACCCUUAACAAGUGGGGCGGGGUGUAUCUAGACACUGACAUGAUAGUCACCCGGUCGCUGGAACAACUGCCUCUAAAUUUCAUUGCGGAGGAAACCUAUGGUGAUAUCGCAUCAGGCGUCAUGUCUUUUGGAAACGAUGAUGUCGGUAAAAGGGUUACUGGUGAAGUAUUGAAAUACAUCAGUAAUAAAUACAAUCCGAAAAAGUGGUCGGUUAAUGGCGCAGAGGCAGUACAAAAAGUUCUGCAGAGAUUAUGUCCGAAAUUGAAAAUGAAGGAAAAAGUACCUGUAAAAGACUGUAAAGGUGUCCAGAUAUUCGGUUACGAGCUGUUCUACCCUAAAUAUUUCUUGGAAGUCGACGACAUGUUUCGGUCACCUGCAAAAAAAUUUGACUUACAUCGUCCUUACACGUACCAUAUGUGGAACUACCUGAGCCACAACAGGACCAUAUAUAAGGGUACCAUGUAUCAGAUCCUGGCUAAAACUUUCUGUCCGACCAUUUAUGAAUCGUACCGCCACGAGUUUCAUGCUGAUAUAGUGAAAGUAGAAGAAAAAGUAACAAAAAACUAAGUUAUAGGUACCUAAAUGUUUUAGUUUAAGUCUUUGACUGCCAAUAGAAAACUGUUGAAGGCAAAUCCUCCGCUAACGUCGGUCACCGGUGACCACCACGGCGUUCAAUGUGUUAAUUAUUUUAUUUUAAGUACUAGCGAUUGGUGAGGUUUCACCCACUUUGCUCGACUUCUAUUAAUAAUACGGUCGAUGUUUUAGCCUAUAACCUUCCUUAGUAAAUGGAUUAUAGUCCAU